Phyllostomus discolor (pale spear-nosed bat) is the source of this 3696-nucleotide messenger RNA. RefSeq names its product methylcrotonoyl-CoA carboxylase 2 (gene MCCC2). Gene Ontology annotation, cellular component: mitochondrion; methylcrotonoyl-CoA carboxylase complex. The record is from RefSeq and is a predicted model, not a curated record. Lineage: Eukaryota; Metazoa; Chordata; Mammalia; Chiroptera; Phyllostomidae. Gene Ontology annotation, molecular function: methylcrotonoyl-CoA carboxylase activity. The transcript is spliced from 17 exons. The coding region runs from base 134 to 1825 and encodes 563 amino acids. Gene Ontology annotation, biological process: L-leucine catabolic process.
GGUUGGUUCGGGGUUUUUGGGGCUGCAAGAACCUGAGCAGAGCUGUGAGGCGAAGUGGGGAAGGGAGGGGAAACAGCACUGGUUCUGGGUCCGCAGCUCUCUCGUGUGCCUCCCCGGCUCUUUGCUUGCUGACAUGUGGGCCACCCUGAGGUUAGCCCCGUGGCGGUGCGCACGCGCUGCUGCCCCAGGGCUGCGAGCCUAUCACGGGGACUCGGUGGCCGUGCUAGGCACCCAGCCAGACUCGAGCUCAGCCAUCUACCAGGAAAACUAUGAACAGAUGAAAGCACUAGUAAAUCAACUCCAUGAACGCAUGCAAAAAAUAAGACUAGGAGGUAGCCAGAAAGCCAGAGAACGCCACAUAUCGAGAGGAAAGCUGUUACCCAGAGAAAGAGUCGAUGGUCUGUUGGACCCAGGGUCUCCAUUUCUGGAAUUAUCCCAGUUUGCAGGUUACCAGGUAUAUGGUAAUGAGGAGGUCCCCUCAGGUGGCAUCAUUACAGGCAUUGGGAGAGUGUGUGGAGUAGAAUGUAUGAUUGUUGCCAAUGAUGCCACUGUCAAAGGAGGCACCUACUACCCAGUGACGGUGAAAAAACAUUUACGGGCACAAGAGAUUGCACUGCAAAACAGGCUCCCCUGCAUCUACUUGGUUGAUUCAGGAGGGGCAAACUUACCUCGACAAGCAGAUAUAUUUCCAGACCGAGAUCACUUUGGCCGCAUAUUCUAUAAUCAGGCAAUUAUGUCUUCUAAAAAUAUCGCACAGAUAGCGGUGGUCAUGGGCUCCUGUACGGCAGGAGGUGCUUACGUGCCUGCAAUGGCUGAUGAAAGCAUCAUUGUACGCAAGCAGGGUACCAUUUUCUUGGCCGGACCCCCCUUGGUUAAAGCAGCAACUGGAGAAGAGGUGUCAGCUGAAGAGCUUGGUGGGGCUGAUCUUCACUGCAGAAAGUCUGGAGUCAGUGACAACUACGCUUUGGAUGAUAAUCAUGCCCUUCACUUAACUAGGAAGAUUGUGAGGAAUCUAAAUUAUCAGAAAAAAAUGGAUGUGACCAUCGAGCCUCCUGAAGAUCCUUUAUUUCCUGCUGAUGAACUGUACGGAAUAGUUGGUGCUAACCUUAAGAGGAACUUCGAUGUCCGAGAGGUCAUUGCUAGAAUCGUGGAUGGAAGCAGAUUUCAUGAGUUCAAAGCCUUAUAUGGAGACACAUUAGUUACAGGAUUUGCUAGAAUAUUUGGAUACCCAAUUGGUAUCAUUGGAAAUAAUGGAGUUCUCUUUUCUGAAUCUGCAAAAAAAGGGGUUCACUUCAUCCAGUUAUGCUGCCAAAGAAAUAUCCCUCUGCUAUUCCUUCAAAACAUUACCGGAUUCAUGGUUGGAAAGGACUACGAAGCUGAAGGAAUUGCCAAGGAUGGUGCCAAGAUGGUGGCUGCCGUAGCCUGUGCCAACGUGCCUAAGAUAACUGUCAUCAUCGGGGGGUCCUACGGGGCUGGGAACUACGGGAUGUGUGGCAGAGCAUACAGCCCAAGAUUUCUUUACGUAUGGCCAAACGCUCGUAUCUCGGUGAUGGGAGGAGAGCAGGCAGCCAACGUGCUGGCCACCGUAGCCCGAGACCAGAGAGUGCGGGAAGGGAAAGAGUUCUCCAGUGCCGAUGAAGCAGCUCUGAAAGAGCCCAUCGUGAAGAGGUUUGAAGAGGAAGGAAACCCUUACUAUUCCAGUGCCAGGCUGUGGGAUGAUGGGAUUAUUGAUCCAGCGGACACCAGACUGGUCCUGGGUCUCAGUAUUAGUGCAGCCCUCAACGCACCAAUCCAGAAGACUGACUUUGGCAUCUUUAGGAUGUAACUGAAAUAUAACUCAUCUUCCACUGGGCAUGUACCAAAAAUUAAUAAAUUAGUAGCACUGAAAUUUGAGACUUUUUCAAUAUUCGACUGUUACAGUAAAAUUGUUCUCUUAGCACAGUGCAUUGUAUUUUUCUACCUUAAAAAAAUCAGUGAAGACAUGUAUUUCAUGAACCUCAAGCCCUUGUAAAUUUUUGUAGAUUUUUCUGUGACUCCACUUUACCACCCUUAAAAUGAAGAGAAUAAUUUGCAGUUAUCCUUUCUAACCCACCAGUGGUAUGACAAAUUCCAUAAACUAUAAAUUCCAGGUAUUAUCGAGACUAUUAAAUGAAGUAUUUCCACUGAAAUGAUGCCUUGUUGAUUAUGCAUGAUAAUGUAACACACUUAUUUUUUAAAAGCAGCUAUUACUUUCCCUCCAGCCAUCAUCCCAUUCCUUCCCACAGUGCACUUCUUUCUGUCUGCACUCGGAGCUCCACUUCCUACCCAUUCUUUCCACACCCUUCCCCUUGCUGGCUUCCACUGCCAGCAGCUCAUGCCAGGGUCACCAUCGACCCUCCUGUUGCUGAAAAGCACUGGGUUCUUCUGACUUUAUCUGAUUUAAUUCUCUGCAGCAUUCAGAUCAGUUGAACACUUCCACCUAGAAACACUAUUCCUAGCUUCCAUGCCGUAAUACUCGAGGUUUCCCACCAACCACUGUGGCCACUUUGUUCAGUGUCCUUCACAACCCCUCUCCCUCUGCUGAGCCCUACCCUCUUCACCCUGUCCUCAUUUUUUUGUUAGUAUUUCAUGAACACAUUCUUACUCUAAAACAUGCAAGUGAUGCAAAAGCAUUUCCUCAAUCUUUUUUUAAGUUGUGGUAAGUGUACCUACUUAAACUGUACCAUUUCAACCAUUUUUAAGUGUGCAGUUCUUAAGUGGCAUUAAGUGCAUUCACAUUGUUUGCAAACAUCACCACCAUGCACCCACAGAACUUUCUGUUGUCGCAAGCUGAAACUCAGUUGUUAAACACUAACUCCCCAUUUCUCCUCCUCCCAGCUCUUGGCACAUCUUAGUCUUAAAUGCAUGUGUUCUUCAUGGCUCGAUUGAACCUUCCUGGGCCGUUUCAUGCCUUCAAAAGGCUUCAGUUGCCAUCUGAGUGGGGAUGAUUUCUGCACUGACAGUUCCUAAUGCAGUUCUCCGUGGACCUUCAGACCUGUGUGACUACCAGAUACACUGUAUAUGUGCUCCGAUUGUGCUAUAGGAACUGCAGGUUCAGUCACCAAGUUCUAGUGAUUUUGACACCGAUCACUUGAAUUUUUGUCUUUCACAACCACAGGCAUUAGAAGUGAUGUACCUGCAUCCGGUCUUGCCUGGUCUAAUCUCCAUCACUCUGGAAUUAGGAUGUCCAUUCUAAGUGCACUUCAGGUCAUGCUGCUUCUUUACUUAAAUCUUUCACUGGUUCUCUGUAGAAUUGCCAGACCCCUCCCUAAUGCCCUCCGUGAUCAUCACCCCUUCAGUAUCCUCUCCUGAUUCCUCUUCUCACUCUUGGUGCUUCACCCAUUCGAGACUUCUAGCUCCUGGAACCGAUGAAGCCCUUCCCACCUCAGGAUCUACAAUUUUCCCUCUGCCUGGACUGUUCUAGUCUUCUUCUUAAACACAACUUCUGGUCUCUGUGACUUCCCUGGGCAGGGUUAGUCACCCAUAGUGUGCUGUUGUAAAGCACCGUGCAUUCCAUUACUUCUGUCUUACACGUUUGUGAGAAAUACACACAUUUCUCUCAUACUGCCCUCCUGCUAGCCUGUAAGCUCUGCGAGAGCGAGGAGCCUCCUGUUUGGCCUGUAUCUCCAGUGCUCGGCACUUGCAGGUGCUCAAAUAUUUGUUGAAUGAAUGAAAAAA